CCGCGGACCCCGCUCAGCAGAGGGAUCAGUGCUCGGGGUGCUCCUCCUCUGGCCGGGGCUGCUCCCGGCCCGGCUCCCGCCCUUCCCGGGCAUCGCUCUGCUCUUCUGGGAGAAGUGCGAGAGCUCUGACCGAAAUCCUGGGAAUUGUAUUCCCUGUCACACAGGCGCUGUUUGACUGGAGCUACUGAACCCCCUGGAGCUACUGAACCCCCUGGCUCCUGUGCCUUCCCUCCCAGAUGCCCUCGGAACAUGUCUGACUGGACCAGCCUGUGGUAUGUCUGGCUGAUCCUGCUCACGGUGUUCCUGCUCCUGCUCUGCGGGCUCUCAGCGAGCUGUGUCAGGUUCUGCUGCCGCAGGAAGAGGCUCCCGGCAGAGGCGUUCCCUCGGCACCCCUGUGAGCUGGCAGGGAUCGGCAUCGACAGCGACAGCACCGCCCACAGCACCGUCACCUCAUACAGCUCAUGGCAGUACCCUCCAAGUGUGCAGAUCCCUGCAGUGUUUGUGGAUAUGGAUAAGAACACUGUGUCCCCCCCAGCCUACAGUGUCUAUGCACUGGACUUGCCACCCUCCUAUGACGAAGCCGUGCAGAUGGGAAAGCAGGAGGCUGAAGUGGCCCAGAAACUCAGGGACAUCCCUGAACAGGGGACACCAGGGGGGCUGAGCCCCAGCCAGGACCCACCUGACACAGUGAGCAGAGAUCCAGCAACACAGGCAAAUUCAGGGACUUCAGGAGGUGCCACAAAAGAACAGCCACAGAUGUGACUCACUUCAGAUGGGGAGUACAGGAAGGGAAGGACUGUAAGAAUCAAAGAGGACGUGAAGAGUUUGGGUUUAUAAGUAGGUUGUGGUGGGAAGAUGUUUCCUCUCGUGCCCUUGCAAUGAUCUGUCAGAAGAAAUGUUUUCUGUGCCUUCUGUAACCCCCUGGUAAAGCUGCUUCAAGGAUAUGAAACGAGGUAAAAGGGCAGCAGUUUAAAAAUUCCUGUAGAAGUGGGACGUGAAUGCUUGUUCAUCUCCUGAUAAAAAAAUACUCCUUGUGUCCAGCCAUGAGAAAGGUCUGGGGAAUUCUGCCACCUUGGGAAUACACACUCAGAACAGCACAAGCAGGAAGCUGUUGUUCCAGAACAGAAGUUUCCCAUGCUGGAGCUGAAGGGGGAAUCCCCACAAGUCCCACUGAACAGCCUCUGCAGCUUCUCUUCUUUUGAGAACAUCGACUGUCCAGAAAAUUGCUGAGCACAAACUGCUGCAUAAAGGCUCCUGUUCCUCCUGAGCCUGGAGAUGCCAAGCAGGGACAGGAGAGUGUGUGGAGGGAAAUGCCUUCCUUGUGUUCCACAACUACAGACAGGGAAAGAGGCAGAGGAGAAAAGACACUUCUUGGUGGCUGUUGGUCAUGAGACCCAAAGGGAUUGUUGUUGAGGUUUUGUAAAUCUUUAAAUUCCUGUCUUUGAGAAGAGCUGCCUUGUGUGGGGGAUCCUUUCACUGUUUGUUUUCUCCAGAUGAAAUGCACGUGAGUCCCAAAGAGGCACUUGCACACAAGUUCAGUGUUACUCAGGUGUUUCAAACACCCAUCAAGCAUUUCAAAGAUGCCUUUAUCCUUUGUUAUCUGCUCAGGUGUCGGGGUCUCAGCACAGGACAGAAAAAUCCCUGAUUCCUGGCAGCUUUCCCCAGUUCAGGACGUGGAUGAGCUCAGGAAUGAGCAGGGUGGCACAAACCAGCCAGAAUAAGCUGUAGGUACAAAUCCCACCGUACAGGCUGGGCAACAGCCCAAAGAAGUUACUCCUAGGGAUGGUCCUUUGGGAAGUACUGACAGAAGGACACCUGCUGGGCAUCAUUUUAAACCUGGGAGCUUGGAGCUGGUUACAGCAGUCACAGCCCAGGUAAAAACACGGGCUGUGAGAGGCCUUUUUUAAAUGCCAGCUCCUUCCCUUGCCUGCCCUUCCCUAUUCCAAGUGGUAGGAAUUUUGCCCACUCCUGAGUAGGGAUUUUCUUGAUUCCACUUUAGCAAGGUGCUAAUUUGGCUGCCUUUAAGAACACAAGCAAUGCCCAGGGUGGCUCCUUGCUCUGGGAUUCUCUGUGGGAUGGGAGCAGGAAGGAAAGCCUGAGCACUGGUGCUGUUAACACUGGAGCACAAACCCCAGUGUCUGCCAUGAACCAGCAGUAGAAGUGGUGGGCACAAAAGCCUGCACAGCUUUUAGAAGGCUGUUAUUCUCUGCCAACCAUCACUGCAAGAACUGCUCUGGAAAUGAGCACUGAUGAUUUAAGACUGAAGGUCUCUGCCAGCCACGCUGGUGUGUGUGAGCUGCCCGUGGCUCCCCGGGGAAGGGUCAGCUCUAUAUUUAACUUGCAUGUCCCUUACUAUGAGGGCUGACUGGUGUAACAAAUCUGCUUCUCUUGUGUCUCCUCUCUGUCAUUCUUAAUUAUAUUUCUCCUCUUUUAUUCUUU
This is a messenger RNA of Lepidothrix coronata (blue-crowned manakin), 2439 nucleotides long. It is a transcript of the gene TMEM52, whose product is annotated as transmembrane protein 52. Bases 250 to 762 code for a protein of 170 amino acids. The transcript has 4 exons. Lineage: Eukaryota; Metazoa; Chordata; Aves; Passeriformes; Pipridae. The record is from RefSeq and is a predicted model, not a curated record.